UUUUUGACCAAUGACGCUGUUUGUGCCGUAGCUGCUAACUGUGGAGAGGUACUAGGGAUUUAGAAAUGGACCGCGAAAAGGAAUCUGUGGCUACCCGCUUUCAGGGAGUGUGACUGACUGAUUGGAGUGCUUUCUGGCCAUGGCGGGCUGCUGGCAGUUCUGCCGCCGCACCUGUGUGUGUUGUUUGUCUGAGGACGAGAAGAGGACCAUCGCUGUGGACAGAGAGAUUCAGAGGAUCCUCAAGCAGCAGAAGAAGAAGGAGAGAAGAGAGAUUAAAAUCCUUUUGCUGGGAACUGGAGAAAGCGGGAAAACCACCUUUAUCCGACAGAUGAGGAUCAUCCACGGACGAGGCUUCUCAGAGGAGGAGAGGAAAGCCUUUGCUAAAUGCAUCUUCCAGAACAUCUUCACAGCCAUGAAGGCCAUGACAGGAGCUAUGACCAUGCUCAGAAUCCCCUACUCCAACCCGGAGAAUGAGAUCUACGCCACAUGGCUGCAGGAUAUAAACACAGUGCACAUCACCCAGCUGGAACGGGGCUAUGUUGAUGCAAUCCGCCGCCUCUGGGCAGACUCAGGCAUCCGGGUCUGCUACAGCCGCCGCUGCGAGUACCAGCUCCUGGACUCCACAGAGUACUACAUGAGUAAUCUGGACCGUAUCUCUGCCCCUGACUACAUCCCCACAGAACAGGAUGUACUGCGAGUUCGAUUCCCUACCACGGGCAUCCACGACUACUCCUUCACCAUCAAGACCAUCACACUAAGGAUUGUGGAUGUGGGCGGCCAGAAGUCGGAGCGUCGGAAGUGGAUUCACUGUUUUGAAAACGUCACCUCCCUCAUCUUCCUGGCCUCCCUCAGCGAGUACGACCAGGUUCUGGAGGAGAGGGAGACUAUUAACCGUAUGGAAGAGAGCCUGGCUCUCUUCUACACCACCAUCCAUUCCCCAUGGUUCCUCAACACCUCCAUCAUCCUCUUUCUCAACAAGACCGAUAUCCUUGCUGACAAAAUCCAAACCUCUGACUUUAAGAAAUACUUCCCCAGCUUCACAGGUAAGAGGCAAGACCCAGAGGACGCUAAAAACUACAUCUCCAAGUUGUACGAGCAGCAGGCCAUCAACCACGACAAGAGGGAGGAGCGGAAGACUCUCUACCCGCACUUCACCUGUGCCACUGAUACCAAUAACAUCCGCAGGGUGUUCAGCGAUGUCAAGGACACAGUGCUGCUCAAGUCUCUAAGAGACUACGGAGUCAUCUGA
Molecule: messenger RNA, 1249 nt
Organism: Scomber japonicus (chub mackerel)
Lineage: Eukaryota; Metazoa; Chordata; Actinopteri; Scombriformes; Scombridae
Product: guanine nucleotide-binding protein subunit alpha-11-like
Exons: 8
Coding region: 140-1249 (369 amino acids)
Biological process (GO): phospholipase C-activating dopamine receptor signaling pathway; adenylate cyclase-modulating G protein-coupled receptor signaling pathway; action potential
Cellular component (GO): heterotrimeric G-protein complex
Molecular function (GO): G-protein beta/gamma-subunit complex binding; GTPase activity; G protein-coupled receptor binding
Source: RefSeq, a predicted model, not a curated record